AGGAAGAUGAUAGGAAACACCACCCUAACCACUUCACGGUUCACCUCUUUUACCUUCAGUAGACUAGUAGUUGCUCUCCUCUCGCUACUCUAUAUAAACGAAGCAGCUUGCUUUAGUGGCCACCCACAACAACUUUCCUCAAAAAGAAGAAGGAAAUGAUGAAGUGGGGGGAGUUAUGGACGAGCAUAAGCUCAACAGCUGCGGCUAUCAUGUUCGGGUGGGCUAUUUUCCAGCAGUACAUCCCCUACCAACUCCGAGGUUACGUUCGGAAAUAUUUCCAGAGAUUCCUACCCUUCCUUUACCCAAACAUUCACAUCGCCUUCCACGAGUACACCGCCGACCGCUUCAAGCGCAGUGAGGUCUACUCCACCAUCGAAGCCUACCUCAGCUCCAAAUCCUCCAAGCGGGCAAGGCGUCUCAAGGCCGAUGCCGGCGAGAAUACCCGUAACCUCAUACUCAGCAUGGAUGAACACGAGCAGGUCACCGAUGAGUUCCAAGGCGUCAAACUCUUGUGGUCUUCCAACAUGACCUCCUCCAACACUCCUUUAUACUCUUUCUACCCUCCUUCCGACGGCAAGCGCUACUACACUCUCACCUUUCACAAGCGCUACAGAGACCUCGUCACCGCCUCUUACCUCAACCAUAUCAUGGAACAAGGCAAAGCCGUCGGAGUCAAAAACCGGCAAAGGAAGCUCCACACCAACAACAAGAGCGAAAGCUUUAGUAUGUACGGCUACAAGAAAUCGGCGUGGAGUCAUGUGGUGUUCGACCACCCAGCCACGUUUCGGACUCUGGCGAUGGAGCCCCAAAAGAAGAAGGAGAUUAUGGACGACCUCAUUAACUUCAGUAACAGCAAGGACUACUACAGGAAGAUUGGUAAGGCUUGGAAGCGAGGCUACUUGCUGUACGGUCCUCCCGGAACUGGUAAGUCUUCUAUGAUUGCUGCCAUGGCUAAUCUCUUGGAUUACGAUAUCUACGAUCUCGAAUUAACGUCCGUGAAGGACAAUACGGAGCUGCGGAAGCUUCUGAUCGAGACUAGUAGCAAGUCGAUCAUCGUGAUUGAAGACAUUGAUUGCUCCCUCGAUCUCACCGGCCAAAGGACGAACAAGAAGAAGAAGACGGAGGAGGAGAAAGAGAAAAAGGAAGGGGAAGGUAGCCCAGCAGCAGCCGUUAAAAAGGAAGCGGAGAGGAGUAUGGAAAAGGAGAGCAAAGUGACUCUAUCCGGCCUUCUCAAUUUCAUAGAUGGGCUCUGGUCUGCCUGCGGAGUAGAGAGGCUUAUCGUGUUCACCACGAACUAUGUGGAGAAACUGGAUCCUGCUCUCAUUAGGAGGGGUCGGAUGGACAAGCAUAUCGAGCUGUCCUACUGCAGCUUCGAAGGGUUCAAGGUUUUUGCCAAGAAUUAUCUGGACCUGGAUUCACACCCUCUGUUCGAGACGAUUCAAGAGUUGAUUAAAGACACCCAGAUUACUCCGGCCGACGUUGCAGAGAAUUUGAUGCCUAAAUCCUUUGGGGAAAAUGCCAAGGAGGACUGUCUGGAGGCACUGAUCCGUGCUCUCCAAGUGGCUAAAGAAGAAGCGAGAGUAAAGGCAGAGGAAGCAUUAGCGGAGGCAACCAGAGAGGAGGCGUCUUCGAGGACAACCAAAGAUGAACAAGAGAAGGAAUCCAGAGGUGAAGACAAGGAGGGCGAGUCAACCCAGUUGGAAGACAACGAUGCGGUUUGAAGAGAGAACCAGACCGGACCAACUAGCUUAGGACUACAUACCGUUCGUUUCUUGCCGUGUUUGAAUUUAGAUUUGGACGGGAUGUAACAUUGAAUGGGCUCAAGGUCAGUCUUCUUUGUUUCUUUAAUAAGGAAGCCCACGUAGGUAGGAGUCGUCAAGAUUCGAGAUUCGAGAUUCGAGAGUAGGAGGUAGGUGAUUUUUCUAACUAUGACGUUUUUUUGUGUUUUUUGUUUCAACAAAUGCACUUUUAAAUACUUUUAAUGGCAGUACAAAAGGGGAGUACAAUGGAUCUCA
Messenger RNA from Macadamia integrifolia, 2015 nucleotides. Its product is annotated as AAA-ATPase ASD, mitochondrial-like. Gene Ontology annotation, molecular function: ATP binding; ATP hydrolysis activity. The transcript has a single exon. Bases 156 to 1721 code for a protein of 521 amino acids. NCBI's taxonomy places the organism in Eukaryota, Viridiplantae, Streptophyta, Magnoliopsida, Proteales, Proteaceae. The record is from RefSeq and is a predicted model, not a curated record.